AUGGAAGAUAUGAAUGCAGACUCAUCUUUAAGCGAGGAACAGGAUAAAUUUUCUCAAGAACUAGCUAAUAAUUUAAGCGUUAUUGAGCAUAAAAUCGAAGAAAAAAGAGCAGAAUAUAAUAAAUUGAUAGAUAGUGAACAAGCUUUAACUAACAAAAUAAAUAAUUUUGAUUUAGAAAUCCAAGAAAUUGACAGUAGGCUUGGCACAGCUUCUUACUCUGAAAAAGCAAGGCUUUUAUUAGAAGAAUAUAAUGAAAAAGACCAACUUUGCAAGAUAUACAUAUUACAGAUAGAAAAGCUACAAAAAACAAUUGAACAAACCACUUUAGAGAUUGCGGAAAAAGGAAAAAAAUUGGAAAGGCUAGAGGAAAAAUACCUUAAAAUUAAAGCUGAAAAUCGAUCGAGCAAUGAAUCUCAAGAAACUCUUAGCCAAACUCCUACUAAUAUUGAAAUCACAGAAGACCAAGGAAGCACUAUAUCGAAUGAUGAUGAAUUGGUUUCUCAAGAGAUAGUUAAAUUGGUAAAUAAAAACGUUCGUGAGCUUACAGGCAUUAGCAACCUUAAGGAAUUAGUCUCAAACUGUAAAAAAAAUAUUUCUGAAAAAGAAAAAUUAAUUAUAGAAGCUAAAAUUAGAUUUGCUGAAAAAAGAGGAGAAUUGUUUAAAGAAGUUUCUAUAGACUAAGCCAGAUUUUAGCAUUAUACCACCCAUCUAAUGAAAAAGUGGCUUGGCAGUAUCGCUUGCUUCCUUGCCAAAUAACUUAGGUGAGCAAAAAUCUGUCCUGGGCUAUAAUAAGAAAAAGAUCGCAAAAGAAAAUAUAAAAAGCCAAUUAAAAAAGAAAUUUUCAGUCGUAGAAGUAUUAGAAAAGAAUUUAGAAAAAUCAGAAACUUGGAUAAAAGACCAUAUCGUAACUUCAAAUUUGAUUGAUUUUUACAGAGGGAAGAUUUCUGUAUUUUCUAAUCAGGAUCUUAAGCCGAAAAUAGAGAACGUUAACCGCAAAAUAUGCAAUAUUAAAAAGAAAAGACAAAGGCUCAGCCUUGCUAAGAUAGAAAGACAAACUGAAAUUGAAAGUAUUGAAAUGGAAAUAGGUAUGGCCAAAGCCAAGGUGUUUGAGGGUAAUUUCUAUUCAGAUUUAAAAUGCUAA
This is a messenger RNA of Blepharisma stoltei, 1141 nucleotides long. Lineage: Eukaryota; Ciliophora; Heterotrichea; Heterotrichida; Blepharismidae. The record is from the annotation of a GenBank genome assembly.